Molecule: messenger RNA, 702 nt
Organism: Exophiala dermatitidis NIH/UT8656
Lineage: Eukaryota; Fungi; Ascomycota; Eurotiomycetes; Chaetothyriales; Herpotrichiellaceae
Exons: 1
Coding region: 1-702 (233 amino acids)
Source: RefSeq, a predicted model, not a curated record
AUGGCAUCAGCGACACGAUGUCAAAGAGAACGAGGACGAGACAGAAAAGAUAGUGUUUUGCUCCCACCGCCACGCGACCAUCUGAUCUGUCUGCUCCAAUUCAACGUAUACCGAGCGUUUGUUUCCAAUGUCGCCUUACUUGGUCUGGAUUUGAAUCUCAUGUAUACGGAUGACUAUCCGUCUCCUUUCUUGCCGCUGUCUCAGAGUGCCAAUUCGCAGAUUCGCCAGCUUCCGCCAACGCUGCAACCCACAGAACUCCAGAAGACUAUUGCACAUCAUGCACAGUGGGAUGUCAUCCCGGACCCGGACCUCAGAGAUAAUAUUUUACGGUUUGGCGAGGAGAAUAUUGACGAUGUCGAGUUGUGUCUUGAUAUGGUGGGGGACGGAAACUAUGAUGAUGAUUCUACGGAGCGAAGCCAAGUAGGUUCUAGUAAUGGGAAGAAAGACUUAGAUGUGGAUCUAGAUGCUGAUGCUGGAACGGAACCGGAAACCCAGCACAAGGUUGGGUUCAUUGCUUGGGGAGAGCCUUGGGAUGUCAAUGGAUGGGAAGUCACGAGAGGAUUUGCGCUCAAAUGGCCUUUUCUUUUGAGGAGUGCAACGAGAAUUCAGGAGAGUACGAAUCGGUGGAGAGUCCGGAGGGGCCAAAAGCCGCUGGACUUUGAGCGUAUACUGAGUCAAGGGACUACUUCUGGUGACAAGUAG